Molecule: messenger RNA, 7147 nt
Organism: Acanthochromis polyacanthus (spiny chromis)
Lineage: Eukaryota; Metazoa; Chordata; Actinopteri; Pomacentridae
Gene: mast3a
Product: microtubule associated serine/threonine kinase 3a
Exons: 28
Coding region: 370-4581 (1403 amino acids)
Biological process (GO): peptidyl-serine phosphorylation; intracellular signal transduction
Molecular function (GO): ATP binding; protein serine/threonine kinase activity; magnesium ion binding
Source: RefSeq, a predicted model, not a curated record
UGCGCGGUGCGUCCGACGGUUGCUGUAGCUGGAAAGUUUGUAUCACUCUAUAUUUUGACGAAGAUAUCGCUCGAUAAUGUCGCAUCCUGCGGGAGACGGACUGUUUCGGACAUUUUUCCGGUAAAACGGACGGGAAACGGGGCGGGCAUGGCCGUAGCAGUCGCUCUGUACAUCCGAGCUGCCCUACGAGGGUCUGGGGUCAGUUUGUACCGAAGCUGAAUGGAGUUUCUGCCGUUGGACGCGGCGUCCUGGCCUAACCACCGUCGCUAGCAACACAUCCCCUGGAGAGACUGUUGACCAUGAAGCUGCCUCUGUAACAAGAGGAGACUUAUUCUCAGAUCUGGAUUGGCUCUAUCGAUAACCACCAGCAUGUCUGACCAAAACUACUACUGGACCGUGUUGCCAAGCUACAAAACUAGUUUUGUGACUGGGGCCAUGAUGAAAAGAUCGAAAAGUUCCCGUAACAACAAGAGAAGGAGUUUGGCGGUGGGGACCCCGUCGCCCACACUCUCACGACCGCUUUCACCUCUCCCACUUGCCACAGCUGGCAGUAGCCCUUCGGAAAGCCCCAGAAAUGUCUCUGCCAGCACCUCUGCCAACUUCCAGUUCGCACGUCUCCAACUGGCCCGCAGUGAAAGAGCGGAUGGGCGAAGAUGGUCUGUGGCGUCUGUUCCUUCAUCUGGAUACUGCACCAAUGCACCCAGUUCAUCAGUAUCUUCGUCUUCUUCCCAAGAGUUAUUGCACCAGUUGCCCUUCCAGCCCACGCAAGAUGAUCUCCACUUCCUCUUCAAACAUUUCCGUAGCACGGAGAGUGUGGCGGACGAAGAAGGAUCUCACCCCUCGCCCCCUGUCAGACUCCGAUCACGCAGUCUCAGCCCUGGACGGACCUGUGGAGUAUUUGAUAAUGAAAUUGUCAUGAUGAAUCAUGUCUACAAAGAACGCUUUCCGAAGGCGACAGCCCAGAUGGAGGGUCGGCUGCUCGACAUCAUUGCAGAGUGUUCCCCAGGCACUGCUCUGCCCUUGGCUGAUGGUGUGCUGGGAUUCAUUCAGCACCAGCUGCUGGAACUCGCCAGAGACUGCCUGGACAAGUCCCAGAACGGCCUGGUGACCUCCAGGUACUUUGUGGAGCUUCAAGAGAAACUGGAGAAGCUGCUACAUGAGGCGUAUGAGCGUUCAGAGAGCGAGGAGGUGACCAUCAUCACCAAACUGGUCAAGAAGAUUCUCAUCAUCAUCUCCAGGCCUGCCAGGCUGCUGGAGUGUCUGGAAUUUGAUCCGGAGGAGUUUUACCAGCGUUUGGAGGUUGCAGAGGGCCAGGCUAAGGUGGGCCAGGGCAUUAAGACUGAUAUUCCUAGAUACAUCAUCAGCCAGCUGGGUCUUACCAGGGAUCCUCUGGAAGAAGUGGUCCAUCUGGAGCAGACAAGUCCAAGUCACAGAGCAGCCAGCAGAGAGUCUGAUGAUGCUGUAGAGGCUUCACCUAUACAGAGCCGAGCAGCCUGCACCCCUCCUCGUAGAAAACCGCUGGAGAGCGACUUUGAGACUAUAAAGCUCAUUAGCAAUGGCGCCUAUGGGGCUGUAUUUCUGGUUCGCCACAAGGAGACCCGUCAACGUUUUGCCAUGAAGAAGAUCAACCGGCAGAACCUGAUUCUUAGGAACCAAAUCCAGCAGGUGUUUGUGGAGCGAGACAUCCUCACCUUUGCCGAAAACCCAUUUGUGGUUUCUAUGUUUUGCUCUUUUGAGACCCGGAGACACCUCUGCAUGGUCAUGGAGUAUGUGGAAGGUGGGGAUUGUGCGAACCUUUUGAAGAACAUUGGUCCUCUGCCUGUGGACAUGGCCAGGUUGUAUUUUGCAGAGACUGUCCUGGCCCUGGAGUACCUUCACAACUAUGGCAUCGUACACAGAGACCUCAAACCUGACAAUUUGUUAAUCACCUCCAUGGGACACAUUAAGCUGACAGACUUUGGUCUGUCAAAAAUCGGUCUUAUGAACAUGACGACCAACUUGUACGAAGGACACAUUGAAAAAGAUACCAGAGAAUUCAUCGACAAACAGGUGUGUGGCACUCCAGAGUAUAUUGCUCCAGAGGUGAUCUUGAGGCAGGGCUAUGGAAAGCCUGUGGACUGGUGGGCCAUGGGCAUUAUCCUGUAUGAGUUCCUAGUGGGCUGUGUGCCUUUCUUUGGAGACACACCAGAACAGCUCUUCGGUCAAGUGGUUAAUGAUGACAUCAUCUGGCCGGAAGGGGAAGACGCUCUGCCAGCUGAUGCUCAGGAUCUCAUCACCAGACUGCUGAGGCAGAGCCCUCUGGAGCGCCUGGGAACAGGUGGAACCACUGAGGUGAAGAUGCACACAUUCUUCCUGGGCCUGGACUGGAACGGCCUCCUCAGGCAGAAAGCUGAGUUCAUACCUCAACUGGAGACUGAGGACGACACCAGUUACUUUGACACCCGAUCAGAGCGCUACUGUCAUCUGGGCUCAGAUGAAGACGAUGAAACCAACGAUGAUGAAUCAUCUCUGGAGCUUCGACAGUUCUCUUCUGUAGCCCACCGCUUUAGCAAGGUGUACAGCAGCACAGAGCACCUGUCCACCUCCACACCGUCCAACCAGAGCCUGUCGUCAUCAGAGCGAAGCCACAGCGAGGAGAAGGAGGAGCGCUGGGAGGGCAGGGGAGUCCUUUCCCCUGGCGACGGACACAAGCACUUGGCUAGUGGAGACAGGAGGGCAGAUGGGCACAGGGGGAGUCUCCGUCCCCGUGCAUCCUCCAGUUCCUCCCAGUCGGAGCGCAGUGCCAGCCCUCUGGUGAUGAACAGCACGCAGAGCCUGGACAUCAUGCCUCGCUUUGCCAUCGCUGCAGAUGAAGAGGAUGGGAUGGUUUCUAACCUACGACGCAUUCGUCUCCGGAGCAACAGCACCGGCACGAGGCCGUCGUUCCGGAGAGGGGCGUCCAGACGAAUCGCACACCAACUGGAGACCCCAGAAAAGCCCAGAUCCCCGGCCGGAAAGGUCCCCAAGUCUGCAUCAGUCUCUGGCCUUUCUCUCAUUAUUACCCCAGACGACUCAGCUGGUCCUCCAACGAGCCCCAAAUCCUCUUUGUCCCUGUCGUCCAACCCGUCAUCCAGAGACUCGUCUCCCAGCCGCGACCUGUCUGUCAGCAUCAGCAGCCUCAGGCCUCCUGUGGUCAUCCACAGCUCUGGGAAGAGGUUUGGUUUUGCGCUUCGAGCUAUCAGAGUCUACAUGGGAGACAGUGACGUCUACACUGUUCAUCACAUGGUCUGGUGUGUUGAGGACGGCAGCCCUGCACACGAGGCAGGAUUGAGGGCAGGUGAUCUCAUCACUCACGUCAACGGGGAGUCGGUCCAAGGACUCGUACACACUGAGGUGGUGGAGCUCCUGCUCAAGAGUGGCAACAGGGUGACCCUGCAAACGACCGCGCUUGAGAACACCUCUAUCAAGGUGGGACCUGCUAGAAAGGCGAGCUACAAGGCUAAGAUGGCCCGACGAAGCAAGAAGAGCAAGAGGAAGGAUGGACAGGACAGCAGGCGACGUAGCAUCUUGAAGAAGCUGUCUAAGCAUACUCCUCCUCCACCCAUGCAGAGCAGUCGUAGCUUCUCUUCAGGCUUCCACCAGUCAUCCAGCGACAGCCUCUCUGGUUCCCCGACACAAAGUCUCUCUCCUGGGCCUUCUACUCCGUGUCGCUCCCCUGCUCCUGACCACUCUGGAGAUUCAAGUUCUUCUCCCUGCUCCAGCUCUCCUAACUCACCUGUACCGCAGGCUCGUCCCAGCUCCCUUCACGUCUUGGGUCGCUACACGAAAGCCGGUCGCUGCAAGUCCACCAGCAGCAUCCCCCCUUCCCCUCUGGCCUGUAUCCCCCCACCCCAGCCUCUCUCCCCCCAGUGCUCUCCAUCCUGUCUCCCGAGUCACCCCAAAUCCUUACAGGGUUUCCACGGCAAGACGUUGUCCCCUCCCACUAUUGCCCGGCAUUCUGUGCGUCCCCGGAGUGCAGAACCGCCACGCUCACCAUUACUCAAGAGGGUCCAGUCCGCAGAGAAGCUGACGGGAGACAAGUCGACGGGGGGUUACCAUGGAGAUAGGAAGGCUUACAGCACCCGCCGCCACACCAUGGAGGUGCCUCUGUCUGAGAGCGAGGGACUGGAGGACGUAGAAGGGGACACCGCCACAGGGUUCGUCUGUGUCGGCGAGCACGGUCGCCAGGGGCUGUACAUCGGAGGGCAGAGAGGCCACCAGGACACCGCCAGCGGAGGCAACGACUACCAUCGUCCUACCGCCUCUCCUCAACACCGCGGCGGCAACCACCAUUCAAAAGAGGUGGUGGUGAUGAGGAAGCUGGCUCUGUCAGAGCGCAGGGACUCCUUCAAAAAGCAAGAGGCCGUGCAGGAGGUGAGCUUCGAUGACUUAGAUGAGAGAGAGGCGAUGCCGAGCCCCAUGGUUCCCAUCGUGCAGCCAAAGGCAUUCAAGGCGUCCUGGAUCAACUCGACCCAAUCAGAAUCCAGUGUGAAGCUGGGAGGAAGAGGAUCACAGGGUACCACUCUGCAGAAAGCCAAGUCAAAAGACAAAGAAGGGUUCUAGUGUUUCUGCCAGGGAUAACAGGUCAACAAAGUGAAGUCUGUGACCUGAUACUGUUCGUACAUAUGAAGGCCUCGCAUGUGUCCAGAAAACUGUGACCAAGUCCCACAUCAUCUCAAGCAACUGCUUGAAGACAGAAGAAAAAAAACAAAAUCUACGUUUGUCAGUAAUACCUGCAUCCUGCAACACUGUUAACAGAAUGACUGCCAAACUACGUUUACUUCCAAGUUGCUUGUUUGGUUCUCAAAUCACUGUGGCACCUGUAACUGAUGUAUUUUGUAAAUAGUUUUUGUUUUAAAUGAAGGAACUUAUUUAUGACUUUUUAUGCUCAUCUUGUUUUUUGGUUGCUAAAAACACCUUGGAUUCUUCAGCCGUUCUUUUUUCAGGAAUUGCCCGAGAGAGAAGUGGUCUCAUGGUUGGUGCGGAAAGGAAACGUGAUUUUAGUCAAUAUUGUAACAUGUUACUUUUUUUAUACCUGUGUGUGUGUGUGUGUGUGUGUGUGUGUGUGUGUGUGUGUGUGUGUGUGUGUGUGUGUGUGUGUGUGUGUGUGUGUGUGUGUGUGUGUGUGUGUGUGUGUGUGUGUGUGUGUGUGUGUGUGUGUGUGUGUGUGUGUGUGUGUGUGUGUGUGUGUGUGUGUGUGUGUGUGUGUGUGUGUGUGUGUGUGUGUACUGGGUGUUGUUUAGUGUUCAGGUUGGCUUUUUGAAACAAACUUCCAGUGUUCGUUCUGCACCGUACGUACUAUAGAAUUUCACAGCAUACUCUUUGCUGCCUGUCCGAAGACACUUAUCAUACAGAUCAUGGUGGUGACCGUUUGGACUAAUUGUUCCUGAAACACAGGGCAUGUAUGAAAUCUUUCAAGGACAAAAAUAUCAGCAUUACAAUACUUGGGAGUCUAGCGGUGGUGCCAAAGCAUGGUUUAGCCAUAGGAACCAUUUAAAAAGAGGUACUGUAGUUGUACACAAGAAGCUUCAUGUAUGCAUGGGCUCUACGGCCACUUGCUGUCCUGUCCUGUAUAACAGUGCUGACACUCCUCUAGCAGUUGUAUAAAUCCUAACCUGAUCGCCACACAGGUGUGUAGAUAAAGCUUUGUGACUACCUUCAGAAACCACGCUGUCAUGUCUGUCUUCUGAUCCCUUGUUGAAUCGAACCUCCGUCCCCUCCUAACAAACCUAGUCUAGCUUAGGUCGUAGUAGCCGUGUGACAGUUAGAAUACAGUUAUACUUCAGGAUCUGUUCUCUGUGGGAUUCAAAAAUUGUACAGUGGAUGCAACAAACAAACCUGGCUCACUUGGCUGUUUUUUUAUAUAUGUAUUAUGAAUGAAUGUUUACAUUUUAGUGCAAAUAUGUGUGUGGACUUGUCAUGGUUUUUGUUAAAUUAUUAUGGGAACAAAAAAAAAAAAAGAAUGACCGCGAGUGGCAGAAUUCAACCAGAAGCCCUGAGUGGAUGAAGGAAUGAGUAAAAGGUGAUCUCCUUUUGUAUAUUUUGAUAUGGAAACAGUCUUGUUGCAGUACUAAUAACCUAUGCUGUUGACGUAUAUUGUAUAAACAAUGGUGGACCUUAUAACAGCUGUCAGUGAUGUUUUUUGAAAGUGACCUUGUAAGGAUAGAUGGACUCAGAUAAAAUGUCGCUUAAGUGGCAUGGUCUUAAUCCCCCCGUUGCAAUCAGCUUUGAAGGAUUGUGCAUGUUUUUACAUCCCAUUACAACAUUUCCGCAGCUUUGUAACGCGCUUGGGGAUCUCGGAAGUUAUUAAUCUUCUCGGACGGGCCUCGGAUUGUUGGGUUUGAAUCGUUGAUUUGAGCUUCAAAAUUAGUUUUGCGAUGAGAUGUGAACAUAUGGGGUUUGGUUUUCAGUUUUGUAUUCUUUCGUUUGUAUUUUUUUUUUCCGUUGUUUUAAUCCAGGAACUGUUCAGAUCAGCAAGUACAAAUGCUUCCAGUCUUAUUUCAGUUUACUGCCUUGUGAAGACUCACAUCUGUGUUUUGUCAAGGGAGAUCUAAAUAUGUAAUCCAUAAUGGAAAGUUAGCGCAUACGGAGUUAUGGGAAAGUUUGAAUUGAUUUUUCACUCUACUUUGGGACAAAAAUAUGUAUGUGUGUGGGAUUUGUCACAGUAUUUCUGAUGCAAUAUACAGUUUGAUACAUUCUUUGUUUUUGCAGCGACCACCACAGCGUCAUAGUAUCUCCUGAACUUGUUUCAUCACCGUAUUUCUCUGUAAAUCAGGAGGUAAAUUGGUGGCGAUCUCAGCAGCAGUCCAUGCUAAUUUAUCAUCUCGCAUAAAACAAAAGCAUCACAAGGACCUCCUCAUCUCUGCCUUUGUGUGCACUGUCUGUGCGAUACACUCCCACUUCUUCACGCCGGUGCUCAGCUUCCGUCUUCCACAUUUUCCACGUGUGUUUGUGUAUGAAAUCUGUUGCUCCACACUCAGCCCUCUUGACCCCAAGUGACCAACUGGCCUUUGUGAAAUGCCUACCAUGUGGGUAACUGGUGCAGACUGGUGUGACUUUGUUUUUCUCUUGUCUUAACAGUGCUUGAAAUAAAUGAAUUGCAGAGGACUGGAGAGUUCACUCAUACCAA